CGCCGAGGUGCGGGAUUCCCUGCAGAGGCGGCGGUGGUGAGAAGGCUGCACCUCCGAAGCCCGCUGGGCUGUUGGGUGGUGACCCGCAGUCGGGCAGCGGCGCUGGCGGCUCCCAGAGGUUCUAGUGCCCUUAGGGUAGGCGUCGGGUGGCCCUCACCUCUGGCUUCCCCAGCAUGUGCGGGCACCCGGGGAGCAGCUGCGGGCGCCGGGCCUAGGGAUGAUCUUCCCGGUCGCCCGCUACGCAGUCCGGUGGCUGCAUCGGCCCGGAGGCCAGACCCUGCCCCCGUCCGCCAUGGAGGUGGCCUUCCGAGGCGUGCGGAAAGUACUCUGUGUGGCGGAGAAAAACGACGCGGCCAAGGGGAUCGCCGACUUGCUUUCCAACGGUCGCAUGAGGCGGAGGGAAGGACUUUCUAAAUUCAAUAAGAUCUAUGAAUUUGAUUAUCAUCUGUACGGCCAGAAUGUUACCAUGAUAAUGACUUCAGUUUCUGGACAUUUGCUGGCUGAUGAUUUCCAGAUGCGGUUUCGCAAAUGGCAGAGCUGCAAUCCCCUUGCCCUCUUUGAAGCAGAAAUUGAAAAGUACUGCCCAGAGAACUUUGUAGACAUCAAGAAAACUCUGGAACGAGAGAGUCGGCAGUGCCAGGUCCUGGUGAUCUGGACCGACUGUGACAGAGAAGGUGAAAAUAUCGGGUUUGAGGUUAUCCACGUGUGCAAGGCUGUAAAGCCCACCCUGCAGGUGCUGAGAGCCCGUUUCUCUGAGAUCACACCCCGAGCCGUUAAGACAGCCUGUGAAAACCUGACUGAGCCUGAUCAGAGAGUGAGCGACGCUGUGGACGUGAGGCGGGAGCUGGAUCUGAGGAUCGGAGCUGCCUUCACUAGGUUCCAGACUCUGAGGCUGCAAAAGAUUUUCCCCGAGGUGUUGGCAGAGCAGCUGAUCAGUUACGGCAGCUGCCAGUUCCCAACACUGGGGUUUGUGGUGGAGAGAUUUAAAGCCAUUCAGGCUUUUGUACCAGAAAUCUUCCACAAAAUUAAAGUAACCCAUGACCACAGAGAUGGCAUUGUAGAAUUUAACUGGAAAAGGCAUCGUCUCUUUAACCACACAGCUUGUCUUGUCCUCUAUCAGCUAUGCAUGGAGGAUCCCAGGGCAACCGUGGUGGAGGUCAGCUGUAAAGCAAAGAGCAAGUGGAGGCCUCAAGCUUUGGACACUGUGGAGCUUGAGAAGCUGGCUUCUCGAAAGUUGAGAAUAAAUGCUAAAGAAACCAUGAGGAUUGCUGAAAAGCUCUACACUCAAGGGUACAUCAGCUAUCCAAGAACUGAAACAAACAUUUUCCCCAAAGACUUAAACCUGACAGCACUGGUGGAACAGCAGACCUCAGAUCCACGUUGGGGGGCCUUUGCGCGGAGCAUCCUAGAGCGGGGUGCCCCCACGCCUCGUAACGGGCACAAGUCUGACCAAGCUCACCCUCCCAUCCACCCCACCAAAUACACCAGCAGCUUACAGGGAGAUGAGCAGCGACUCUACGAGUUUAUCGUUCGCCAUUUCCUGGCUUGCUGCUCCCAGGAUGCUCAGGGGCAGGAGACCACCGUGGAGAUUGACAUCGCUCAGGAACGCUUUGUGGCCCAUGGCCUCGUGAUUCUGGCCCGGAAUUAUCUGGACGUGUACCCAUACGACCGCUGGGGUGACAAGACCCUUCCUGUGUAUGAGAGAGGCUCCCGCUUUCAGCCCAGCACUGUGGAGAUGGUGGAUGGGGAGACCAGUCCCCCCCAGCUGCUCACCGAAGCCGACCUCAUUGCCCUCAUGGAAAAGCAUGGCAUUGGUACUGACGCCACCCACGCGGAGCACAUCGAGACCAUCAAAGCCCGGAUGUACGUGGGGCUUACGCCAGACAGGCGGUUUCUCCCUGGGCAUCUGGGCAUGGGACUCGUGGAAGGUUAUGACUCCAUGGGCUACGAGAUGUCUAAGCCUGACCUCCGGGCUGAGCUGGAAGCCGAUCUGAAGCUGAUCUGUGAGGGGAAGAAGGAUAAAUCUGUGGUUUUAAGGCAGCAGAUCCAGAAAUACAAGCAGGUUUUCAUUGAAGCAGUGGCUAAAGCUAAGAAGUUGGACGACGCCUUGUCCCAGUACUUUGGGGAAGGGGCAGAGGUGGCCCAGCAAGAAGCCAUCUACCCGUCGGUGCCGGAGCCUAUCAAGAAGUGCCCCCAAUGCAACAAGGACAUGGUCCUCAAGACGAAGAAGAGCGGCGGGUUCUACCUCAGCUGCACGGGUUUCCCGGAAUGUCGAUCGGCCGUAUGGUUCCCUGAGUCGGUGCUGGAGGCCAGCAGGGAUGGGAGUGUGUGUCCAGUGUGUCAGCCACACCCUGUCUACAGGUUGAAGUUGAAGUUUAAACGUGGUAGCCUUCCGCCGACCAUGCCUCUGGAAUUUGUUGGCUGCAUUGGUGGAUGUGAUGAGACCCUGAGGGAGAUCUUGGACCUAAGGUUUUCACAGGGCCCCCCCAGAGCUUGCCAGCCAGCCACCCAGCCCUCUGGCUACCUGCAGGCUAGCCAGUCCUUGAACAGAACAGACGGCCAGCACAGCCACCCCCGGCCUCCUGGCACCAAGCAGGCCAGGCCCUCGACAGCUCCGGCCCAGAACCUACCACCGCCCGCUGCUGCUGGUGAAAGCAACUCCGUGACCUGCAACUGUGGCCAGGAUGCCCUGCUGCUCACUGUCCGCAAGGAGGGUCCCAACCAGGGCCGGCAGUUCUAUAAGUGCCAUGGUGGCAGCUGCAACUUCUUCCUGUGGUCCGACAGCAGCCAUCCAGAAGCAGGAAGGACUCCUUCCUCCACAUCAGGGCCCCCAGGUGGCUCACUGGGGCGCCCACUGGGCUCAGGGAACCACCCAAGUGGGUUUGGCAGACCUGGUGCUGACCGUGAUGGUGGCACAUCCUGCCUGUGCGGCCAGCCCGCUGUCAGACUGACUGUGCAGAAGGAUGGGCCCAACAAGGGGCGUCAGUUCCACACGUGCACCAAGCCCAGAGAGCGGCAGUGUGGCUUCUUUGAGUGGGUGGACGAGAACAUGGCCCCAGGGACUUUUGGAGCCCCGCCCUGGCCAGGAGGCAGAGGAAGAAUCCAGGGACCGGAGUCCAGAAGCAAGAGAGCCCAGUCCAGCUCCUCAGACACAGGGUCCACGGCCAAGAAACCCCGGAAAUGCAGCCUUUGCCACCAGCCUGGACACACCCGCCCCUUCUGUCCUCAGUACAGAUGAGGGCAGGGCGGGGAGAAAGGACCACUUCCUCAGAUCUGCCCCUUUGGUCUCAGAAAUGAGUUGUUUUCACUAGGACCAGGUGGCCCUUCGCGGCCCUGGCGGUGCUGAGGAAAGUAGUGCCAUUGGAGUCUGGCCUGCCGGUGUGAACGAGGCAAGAUCCAGACUGCUCCCUCAAGGAGUCCAUCUGUGGGACAGUGGCCCCUGCCCGGGCCACUGCGGAGAAGUCACUGCAGCUUCU
Molecule: messenger RNA, 3476 nt
Organism: Rhinolophus ferrumequinum (greater horseshoe bat)
Lineage: Eukaryota; Metazoa; Chordata; Mammalia; Chiroptera; Rhinolophidae
Gene: TOP3A
Product: DNA topoisomerase III alpha
Exons: 19
Coding region: 218-3238 (1006 amino acids)
Biological process (GO): DNA topological change
Cellular component (GO): chromosome; nucleus
Molecular function (GO): DNA binding; zinc ion binding; DNA topoisomerase type I (single strand cut, ATP-independent) activity
Source: RefSeq, a predicted model, not a curated record